Messenger RNA from Fopius arisanus, 1339 nucleotides. It is a transcript of the gene wbl, whose product is annotated as endoplasmic reticulum protein 29-like protein wbl. The record is from RefSeq and is a predicted model, not a curated record. Bases 184 to 927 code for a protein of 247 amino acids. NCBI's taxonomy places the organism in Eukaryota, Metazoa, Arthropoda, Insecta, Hymenoptera, Braconidae. Gene Ontology annotation, biological process: protein secretion. The transcript has 3 exons. Gene Ontology annotation, cellular component: endoplasmic reticulum; endoplasmic reticulum lumen.
UCGAGAGGCCGAUGUUGCCCCGGCUGGUAGUACUCCAAACUCAGUCAUGAUUCUCAUAUUCACUGGACAAUAGAAUAAUUUUUCUCGGUUCAUCAAUGAGAUCUCUCCAUUUCUAAACUUCAAAAAUUGAAAAUUUGUUCGUUAUCCGUUUUUUAAGAAUUGAUUUUCAUUCGAUAAACUGUCAUGGGGUCUGUGGUACCGGUUCUGAUUGUCGUUGGAGCUGUCCUGGGGCUCGGAUUUGCUGAGGAUUGCAAGGGCUGUGUGCCAUUGGAUUCUUAUUCAUUCGAUAAGGUAAUCUCGAAGUUCAGGGCAGCAAUUGUGAAAUUCGAUGUGGCAUUUCCGUAUGGGGAGAAGCACGAGGCAUUUGCGAACGUGGCUGCAGAGAUCCGAGACACCGAGGACCUUAUCCUCGCGGAGGUUGGUGUGAAGGACUACGGGAACAAGGAUAAUUCGGACCUGGUGAAGCGUUUUGAUAUCGACAGGAAGGAUUUCCCCGUGAUCAUGCUGUUUAGCCAGGGGCAGAGUCAGCCCGUCAGGCUGAUGGACGGCAAUGAGCCGGAUUUCACUGUCGAGCACCUCAAGAGGCUGAUCAGAUCCAAGGCUGGCAUCUACGUCGGCCUCCCUGGAUGUGUAGAACAGCUGGACAGGCUCGCCGAGGAUUUCAGAACGGCUCAGGAGAAGGAACGACAAGAAAUUCUGAAGAAAGCUAAAGUAUUCCAAGAGACUGUUCCCGAGGAGCACAGGUCAGCAGCCCAGGUCUACGUGAAGAUGAUGGAGAAAAUCCUGGAGCGUGGGGAUGUCUUCGUCCAAAGUGAGCAGACGAGGAUCGAGGGUCUGCUGAAAGGGAAAUUGUCGGACGAGAAAAAGCGUACGAUGGAGAAAAAACGGAAUAUUUUGCUGUCGUUCCAUCACAGGGACGAGCUCUGAGGUAGCAAUCAGGGGACGAUGAACAUAAUCAGGGUGAACGCACUGUUGACUUGAAUUUUCACGAGCUCACUGAUCAAGAUUUUUCUAUUCACUACCAUAAAUUACUGUUCACGUUCCAGAUCUCAUUUACUUCAGAUCGAAAACCAAAAGUCUGAGUUGUUGUCACAAAUUUAUGAAUACAAUUACCAAUAAUAAUUAAUUAAUUAAACAAUUAAUCAAAUAAUUCAUUAAUUGAUCAAUUGCUUGAUUGAGAAAUUAUGAUCAUACAAUUGAAAUAUCGAGUAUUCGAUAUCCAACGAUUGAAAAACUUCUGUAAAGUGUGAUCCAAGUACAUUCGUCUCGUCGAAUGAAUUUGCUGUAAACUAAGAAAACCUGCAAGUCUGUUGAUUAAUUAUAUAAUUUGAAUAAAUAA